Messenger RNA from Lemur catta (Ring-tailed lemur), 579 nucleotides. RefSeq names its product dysbindin domain containing 1 (gene DBNDD1). The record is from RefSeq and is a predicted model, not a curated record. Gene Ontology annotation, cellular component: cytoplasm. The transcript has 3 exons. Gene Ontology annotation, biological process: negative regulation of protein kinase activity. Lineage: Eukaryota; Metazoa; Chordata; Mammalia; Primates; Lemuridae. The coding region runs from base 346 to 576 and encodes 76 amino acids.
GCCACUGCCCAGAGACUCAAAGGGGGACCUGAUGUGCCCAGUCCUCAGGCCCUCCCUGGCCCCUGGGUCCUGGUGGUGCUGUGGGUGCCCCUGUGGGCCUCAAGGUGACACCCUGUGUCUUUGGUCGCAGAGAUCGUGAAGGAGGUUGAGGUCCUGCCGGCUGCCCUGGGUGUCCCAGCCCAUGGGCCGGGGGACAGCUGCCACUCGCCUGUGGUGGAAGAAGAGGUGGGCAUCCCGAUACCAGCGCCGGGGCUCCUGCAGGUCACUGAGAGGAGGCAGCCCCUGAGCAGCGUCUCCUCUCUGGAGGUCCACUUCGACCUCCUGGACCUCACCGAGUUGACCGACAUGUCCGACCAGGAGCUGGCCGAGGUCUUCGCCGACUCGGAUGACGAGAACCUCACCAGCGAGUCCCCGGCAGGUCUGCACCCGCUCCCGCGGGCCGGCUGCCUGCGCUCCCCGUCCUGGACGCGGACAAGAGCUGAGCAGAACCGCGAGAAGCAGCCCCUUGGCGACCCUGAGCGGCAGGCCGCGAUCCUGGACACGCUUCUCACCGUGGAGGGGCCCCAGGAGGACUAGGCC